Molecule: messenger RNA, 1024 nt
Organism: Lepidothrix coronata (blue-crowned manakin)
Lineage: Eukaryota; Metazoa; Chordata; Aves; Passeriformes; Pipridae
Gene: EVA1B
Product: eva-1 homolog B
Exons: 3
Coding region: 17-631 (204 amino acids)
Source: RefSeq, a predicted model, not a curated record
UGUUGCUGCAGCGUUAAUGCUAAACAGACCUUUCCCUCUCUUCCCUCGCUCCAGCCAAAGUGCAGCGGCUCCGCCGCCUUCCCGCCCCGAUGCCGAGUGUGUGCCAUCCCUGGAGCCGCUGAGAACCGCUGGGCACGGGAUGGAGAGUCGCCGGAGGGACAUGGAGCUGCUCAGCAACAGCAUGGCCGCGUACGCCCACAUCCGAGCCAACCCCGAGAGCUUCGGGCUCUACUUCGUGCUGGGCGUGUGCUUCGGGUUGGUGCUGACCCUGUGCCUGCUGGUGCUGCGCUUGUCCUGCCGGUCCCCCCCGCGCCCCCCGGCCCGGCCCGGCCACCCCAGCGAGGACGAGGAGGAGGAUGACGAGGACGAGGAUGAAGAGGAGGACACCAUCGACCGCGCAGCGUCCGAGUCGCUGCUGCCGGUGACCGAGAUCCCUCUGGAGAGCCACGGCCCCGGGGACGGGGCUCUGGCUGUGAACGUGUUCGCGUCGGCGGAGGAGCUGGAGCGGGCGCAGCGGCUGGAGGAGCGCGAGCGCAUCAUCCGCGAGAUCUGGCGCAACGGGCAGCCCGACAUCCUGGGCUCCGGCACCAUCGGCUCCGUCGGCACCCUGGGCCGCGUCCACUACUACUGAGCCCCGGCACGGGGGCAGCCGCCCUGGCACGGUGCCUGCUCCCCCCAGAGCCGAUCCCACACCGUGCCAGGAGGGACCGGCAGGACACGGGGGCCGCUUGUGGCCCCUGCACCGGCGGAGCCGCCCUGGGCUGUCCCUGCACCAAGGACAGCAUGGCCGGGGCUGGACUCUCCCGCAGCACCGCGGGACACGAUGCACUUUGAGCCAUUGGUACGAGGCUGGCACCAGCCAAGCAGCCCCAGGACACGCAGGGACAGGGAUGGGGACAGGGCUGACCUUGCUGGCCCAUCUCAGCCGGGAUGGGUGGGGGGUCACCCUGUGGGGCAGGGUCGGGCUGUGCGUCCGUGUGAGCCCUGGGCUCCUGCCCCACAAACAUGGUGCUGUUAUACACAA